AACAAGGUGAGACAUGACAAGCUAAAACCAAAGAAGUCUCAUCACAGAGCUAGUCUUAAAGAGAAGAGAAAAAAAAAAAAAAGAAUCAGAACAACUUUGGAAUCACCGAGGCAGAGAUGUAAAGCCAGCAGAGUGGGACACAGAGAGAAACAGGCCCACCCCCAUCUCGGGGAGGUUCGGGGAAGAACCCCACCCCUGCCAUCAGGUCACAAUGGCUGGAGCUCUAAGGGUCCCAGGGGCCCUGAGCCAGGAGGAGUGGAGGAAGUCCAAGGAAAGAUGCAAGCUGGCACUCACCCCUCCUUCAACCUGCCAACUUCACCCAGUCAUCAUGGCUGGCCCUCCACUCCGCCCAGCCUCCCCCUGGCACCUGUACUGCCACCCACGAGUCUGUUUGUGGCCGGGCUGGGCCCCUUCUCCCAGGCGUCUUACCAGAUUUCCCACUUAUCCUUGCUGGAGCUGCUCAUCCGUUGAUGCCUCUUCCACCUCCCCUUUGCUGGCCCCUGCCUGUAUGCCCUCACUCAGGUGAUGCCUGCUGGCAACACUGUCCUCGUCCACAAAAGUUUUUCCAUCAUCUGCUCUGUUCUCCUCGCCCUCUGUCUCGAGAGCCAGGGUCUCAGUCACCAGGACUGGUAUGGCCUAGUGGGCAGCACCGUGGGACUCAUCAUCAUUGUGGGACCUGGACGAGGGAUACCCGAGGGGACGAAGGGCCUCUGCAUGGCUCUGAGCUAUGUGCUCGCUUUUCUGGGCGGCCUGGCACUAUCGCUGGGGCUUCCCCUCCUGCCUACCAACAGUGCCUUCCUGUUCGGCUUGAUGGACCCGGUGGGCUGUGUACCAGGCUUUCUCCUUUCCCCUGCUGCCCAUUGAUCCUCUCCUCUGAGCUGGAGCUGUGUGAGGGCAGUGGUGAUCUUUGCUCUGGUCUUGUGUGUGAGCUAUUCGGUCACCAAGGUCCACCCUGCCCUGGUGUGCACUAUCCUGCACUCUGAGGUGGUGGUGGCCCCCGCGAUACUGCAGUAUUGGGUGCUCUAUGAGACUGUGGCACCCUCUGACAUCAUUGGGGCAGUGGUUGUAUCCGGCCCGGGGGCCGUAGUUUGCCCACAGCUUGCCCAGAACCUCAGCUGUGAGAGGGUAGGGCAGGUGGAGGAGUGAGACUGACUUGAGAGCUGGGGGUGGGGGGAAAGGCAAGGGCAAAUAGGGGCUGGAAUAAAAACCUGGGAGAACAAGCGACUGGAAGAGAACUGGUGUGGGACAGGGACAGACCUUGGGGUCCAGGGGAACCGGGACUUGGUGGAAAGGGACUGCCUGGAAGACCUGGCACAAGCCUGGGGACCAAGACAUGUGGAAUCCAGGCUGGGGCGAGAGGAUCGGAGAAGAGUAAUAAAUACUGUCCUGGGGCGAGAGGAUCGGAGAAGAGUAAUAAAUACUGUCCGAGGAGCAGAUCCAAGGAGCUGAGGCAGGCAGGCCAUGAGUCACGGGGAGAUGGCACCCCAGCACAGGGAGAAGGCCAGGGGCUGGGGCGUCCGGAGGCCAGCAGAGCAAUCAGCUGCGCUGGGGGAAGGGCGUCUGCCUGUUUUCCUUGCGUGAGAUUGCCUUCCCAGUGGCUGUGCCCCCUCCCUCCCUCCACCCCAACCCGUCCCCCCUCUCUGGCCAAUUUGGGGUGGUGACGUGACAUUGACAUCAAACAAGGAUCACCCUGAA
Molecule: messenger RNA, 1695 nt
Organism: Myotis myotis
Lineage: Eukaryota; Metazoa; Chordata; Mammalia; Chiroptera; Vespertilionidae
Gene: SLC35G6
Product: solute carrier family 35 member G6
Source: RefSeq, a predicted model, not a curated record